AUGGGGAAUUUACAGGUAAUGCUUCUAGGAGAUUCGGGAGUUGGAAAAACGUGUCUUCUUAUCAGGUUUAGAGACGGUCAAUUUUUAUCAGGAAAUUUUAUAUCGACCGUCGGUAUUGAUUUUAGGAAUAAAAUAGUUACGGUUGAUGACACGAAAGUUAAAUUACAAAUUUGGGAUACUGCCGGUCAGGAAAGAUUUAGGAGUGUCACUCAUGCUUACUAUAGAGAUGCUCACGCUUUACUUCUUCUUUAUGACGUCACUAAUAAAACAAGUUUUGAUAAUAUAAGAGCUUGGUUGGGUGAAAUAAGAGAUUACGCACAGGAAGAUGUUGUUAUCAUGCUUUUGGGUAACAAAGCCGAUUGUAGCGCGAACAGAGUUAUUAGAAAAGAAGAUGGCGAAAGGUUAGCCAAAGAAUAUGAUGUCGCAUUCAUGGAAACAUCGGCGAAAACCGGUUUAAACGUGGAUUUGGCAUUCAUUGCAAUUGCGAGAGAAUUAAAAUCGAGAAAAACUAAAAAUCCAGACGAAACGGGUUUUAACGUUAAAGAAUAUGUUCGAGAACAAUCUCAAAAAACUCAAUGCCCACCUUGCAAUACUUGA
Molecule: messenger RNA, 597 nt
Organism: Pediculus humanus corporis (human body louse)
Lineage: Eukaryota; Metazoa; Arthropoda; Insecta; Psocodea; Pediculidae
Product: GTP-binding nuclear protein RAN1, putative
Exons: 3
Coding region: 1-597 (198 amino acids)
Cellular component (GO): endosome; Golgi apparatus
Molecular function (GO): GTPase activity; GTP binding
Source: RefSeq, a predicted model, not a curated record